CUGCAUGUUACACAAGCGAGAGUGUUUUUCCUCCAGUGUCCAGACCUCAUCUCAAGAAAUUGCUACAGCUCACUCAACUUCUUCCCGUUCUCGUAGAAGGCCUACCCUCACCAAAUACCGUCACAAUGUUAGUUCACGAAAGUUCUCUCCUCGCCGAGGGUCGACUUCAAUCUUGAUUAUCGUGGUUGACCACGUGGGCGUCGAAGUUGCCAUAAUUAAGUAAAUAGACCAAACCAUUAUUUUCUUCCAGACUCCUCGAGACUCCAAGCAGAACAAAUGAAGCAGAUAUUUGAAUCGGUGAGAGACAUGCUGAAAACAAGCUAUAUCACUUGGAUCGCCCUCGCCGGCUCCAUGUCCUUCCCCUACCGCUUCAUCUUCUGCGUCGUGUGCAAUCUUGCGCUGGUGGCGAGCCUGGAUGAGAUGGCGGCCAUUUGGCCCACUAUGGGCGGGCAGGGUACUGCUGACUCGAUGCUGAUGGCGUCGUAUCAUUUGUUCUAUAUGUUGUGUACAGAAAAGUGGAAGAAGUCCAUGACUCCAACGGGCUGGCUGACAGUCGUGAAUACCGCGUGUUUCUUUGGCGCCCAGUUCGUUACAGCAGCGGCCAUCAUUGCUUCAGUGAUCCUAUCCACCUUAUCCAAUAACGAUGCCUCCUUGGCCUUCGUUGGGUUCCAGAACGAGAUGGGCUGGUCCGAUGGGAUAUCAUGGACCCUAGGGAUUCUCUAUUCAAUUAUCCUGCCGACAGCGUCUGGUCAGCCCAUCUCGGAGCUCAUCCUACAGGCAACGGGCAGUCGUGUGGCCACCACGAUUCUUACUCCCAUGAUGGCCGUCUGCUUCAUCAACGGCACGAAUGGCUACGUCCCAGUUCGCACAACCAUGCUUGCAUUCAUCUUCAACGUGCUAUUCGGCCUGCUCUACCUCGACCAUUCAGUCGCGUUUAGUGCCUACGCGGUCAGUUGCAACGUCUUCCUGGAUAUGCCGUACGUCCUUCCCGUCAUCGCACUGCUGCUUCGAGGACGAAGCGUGCUGGCCAAGUAUCAGACCGAACAAACGUACUUUGCGCUUGGCAGAUACGGGUGGCUAUGUAAGUGGGUAUCUGCCAUCUUUGUCGUCGUCAUAUUGGUGUUCUUUUGCUUCCCGACUUCGUUAGCCGCGUCGGGUGAAAAAGUGAGUAGACGGUGUGCUGUUGUUAUUGGAAUCGUAAUACUCGUCGGCGCGUACUGGGGUCGUGUACGGCCAUACGUUCGAGGAACCUGUACGUGA
Pseudomassariella vexata is the source of this 1260-nucleotide messenger RNA. RefSeq lists its product as uncharacterized. The transcript has 10 exons. NCBI's taxonomy places the organism in Eukaryota, Fungi, Ascomycota, Sordariomycetes, Amphisphaeriales, Pseudomassariaceae. The record is from RefSeq and is a predicted model, not a curated record. The coding region runs from base 277 to 1260 and encodes 327 amino acids.